Molecule: messenger RNA, 2277 nt
Organism: Musa acuminata subsp. malaccensis (wild Malaysian banana)
Lineage: Eukaryota; Viridiplantae; Streptophyta; Magnoliopsida; Zingiberales; Musaceae
Biological process (GO): endonucleolytic cleavage in ITS1 to separate SSU-rRNA from 5.8S rRNA and LSU-rRNA from tricistronic rRNA transcript (SSU-rRNA, 5.8S rRNA, LSU-rRNA)
Cellular component (GO): nucleolus; 90S preribosome
Source: RefSeq, a predicted model, not a curated record
UUGAUGACAGAAACUAGGGUUUUGUCGAUCGAUAGAUAUCACAUCUUGAGUUAGGUUUUCGCCGACCCAGAUUCCUGGCUAUCCCAUGGCGAUCGAUCUGUUCGAUGGAUCGGAUUCGAGCACUGACGAAGCCGAGCUUACCACUAUCAAGGUCGACGAGAACUACGCGCGGCGGUUGGAGCACAACAAGCGCCGCGAGGCCCUUCAGCGGCUGCAGGAACUCAAGAAGCGCGGCCUCGCCGGUGGCUCUGACGGCUCCGAGGAGUCCUCCGGUGAUGAUGACGAUGAAGACGAGGAACCAGAUAAGUCCGGCAAGAACGACCUCAAGUUCUUCGAGACCCUCGUCAGGGUCAAGAAAAAGGACCCCUUCAUCCUAUCCGACAACGUGAAGGUCUAUUCCUCCGAUGAGGAGGAGGAUGAGAAGCCAAGGGCUGCCAAAAAGGAGCGACCUUUGUACCUGAAGGACGUCAACGCUCGACAUUUGAUUGAAGAGGGGCCAGAAUUUGAGGAGAAGCCAUUCAAAUAUGACUCGAAGGUCUACAACAAGGAACAGGCUGAGGGGAUAAAGGCAUUCUUGGAAGCGGAGAAGGCAGCUUUCGCAUACGUCGACGAUGAGGACGAUAUCCUGAAGAUGAAGGAGAAGGCUGGAGAAGCAGAGAAGGACGAGAACACCCAAAAGAUGGAUCAGAACUUGGAUGAGUAUUUCGGGAAGGACGAUGAUCUGAGCGAUAAUGAGAAGUUCUUAAAGGAAUACCUGCGGAACAGAAUGUGGAUUGGCGAGGAAAAGGAUAAGAAGCCUUCUUUUGAUGAUCUCUUUGGUGUUUCAGAGGAUGAGGAUGAGCUGGACAAGCAGGAUAAGUUCGAGGCUGAUUACAACUUCAGGUUUGAGGAAGGGGGUGCAGACCGAGUGUUGGGUCACUCGAGGGUCAUCGAGGGAUCAGUGAGGAAGAAGACGAGCAGUAGGAAAUUGCAAAGGAAGAGCAAGGAGGAGAGAAUGGCACAGGCAGAGUUCGAGAGGAAGGAGGAGCUGAAGCACUUGAAGAACCUGAAGAAGAAGGAGAUCCAGGAGAAGCUCGAGAAGAUCAGAGCAAUUGCUGGGAUCGGAGAUGAUGGGACUGUCAAGCUAGAUGAAGAUGAUCUGGAGGAGGACUUUGAUCCUGAGGAAUAUGAUAAGAAGAUGAAAGAGAUGUUUGGGGAUGUUUAUUAUGAUGCUGAGGAUGUCGAUCCUGGAUUUGGGAGUCAGGAAGAUGAGGAUUUGGAGAAACCAGACUUCGACAUGGAGGAUGAGUUGCUUGGGCUUCCCAAGGGUUGGGAUACUAGUGGAACUGAGGGGUUUGAAGCAACUAGGAAAAGGAUAUUGAAACAGAGGGAGGAAGAGGAACCAGAGAAAGAGGAUGGUAAGAGGAAGAAGAAGCGUAAAAUCUCUCUCAAGGAGAAGGUGGAGCUUGAUAAGGAAUUGGAGGAGUACUAUAAAUUGGAUUAUGAAGAUACAAUCGGGGACCUCAAAACUCGAUUCAAAUAUAAGUCUGUUCCAGCUAAUAGAUUUGGGAUGCGGCCUGAGGAGAUUUUAGUGGCAAAUGACAAGGACUUGAACCAAUAUGUUUCUCUGAAGAAGUUAGCACCAUAUAGGGAGAAAGAGUGGAAGGUCACAUAUCAUCAGAAGUUGAAGAAGGAUUUGAUUCUUCAUGGAGAAAAAUCCGACCAGAAGAGCAGCAAGAAGAGCAAACCAAAGGGAAUUUCUGUUUCUACAGAGCCAGACAAGGAAAAACAGGUACCUGAGAUGGAGGAACCAAAUGAUGAGGAAGUAAAUAACUCAUCUAGGCGUAGUAGAAGAAGACGCCGCCAAGCAGAAUUGAAACUGUCGAGGUCCAGGCUUAUGGCAUAUGGAAAAAUACCUUCAAAAUCACAGAAAAAGCACUAACCAGUGUUGAAGAGAAUGAUUACUGAAAGAGCAUCUACUAAAAAUCCGGUGAGACUUUGUUUAAACGAUGUAGGGAAAGGGACCUGUCAAAAUGAGGGUUGUCAUUCGUGAACAUUAAUUUUUGCUCUGAUCCUUUUUUCUAUAAAAUCUUUGGUCAUCUGUGUUGUAUCGGUGGUACUGGCUUUUCCAAUUUUGGUUCUUGAUCAUUUCAUGUGUGGUUAGUGACUUUAGUCUAAUCUUUGCCCAGUCGGUUCUCUUAUCCACUAUGUAUUUUAGCACAUUCUUGGUUACACUUCUUGGACAAUAUUGGAGCCUUUUUUUAUUCUACAUUAAUGCAAUGAGAUCAUGUGUGCAAC